Molecule: messenger RNA, 8946 nt
Organism: Mobula hypostoma (lesser devil ray)
Lineage: Eukaryota; Metazoa; Chordata; Chondrichthyes; Myliobatiformes; Myliobatidae
Gene: stx16
Product: syntaxin 16
Exons: 9
Coding region: 123-1247 (374 amino acids)
Biological process (GO): intracellular protein transport; vesicle-mediated transport; vesicle fusion
Cellular component (GO): membrane; endomembrane system; SNARE complex
Molecular function (GO): SNARE binding; SNAP receptor activity
Source: RefSeq, a predicted model, not a curated record
GCCGGACUGGUUUCGACGUUGCACUAGUGUCGGGUUUCCGGGUGCUCCCUUCUCUAUCGUACCCGGUUGGGAGAGGUAGGGGGUGGGAAUCGGCGGGUAGUGAGGUCGAAGCGGCGGCCACCAUGGCGACCCGCAGCCUAACGGAGCCCUUCGUGCUGAUGCGAAACCGCGCGGUCCAGAGCCGGCACCUGCAGGCCGAGCAAGUGAGUAGCGAGGCGGGAGCGGCCCUGGGCCACGGCGCUGUGAUUGCCAAUGAUCGCAUGGCCUUGGUGUCGGGAAUCAGCUUGGAUCCAGAAGCUGCCAUUGGUGUCAGUAAGAGACUGCCUCCUAAAUGGGUGGAUGGAGCGGAACAAAUUCAGUUUGACAUCACUAGAAUAAAGCAGAAGAUGAAGGAGCUCGCCAGCUUACAUGACAAGUACCUGAACCGACCCACGUUGGAUGACAGCACUGCGGAGGAGCACGCAAUAGAAAUCACUACCCAGGAAAUAACUCAGAUGUUCCACCGAUGUCAGCGCUCAGUGCAGAAUCUGCAGAGCAAAGGGCGAAACUGCACAGAGCAGGAGGAGCGGGUCCUUCGAAAUGUAAUUUCUUCUCUUGCACAAGCUCUUCAGGAUCUGUCAACUAACUUUCGACAUGCCCAGUCUUCUUAUCUGAAACGUUUGAAGAAUCGAGAAGAAAGGUCCAAACAUUUCUUUGAAACAUCGGUGCCACUAAUGGAUGAUGCUGAAGAUGACAGCCUAUAUGACAAGGGUUUUACAAAUGAUCAGUUACUUCUGGUGGAAGAGAAUACGCUGAUGGUUGAAGAACGAGAGAAGGAGAUUCGACAAAUCGUGCAGUCAAUCUCAGAUUUGAAUGAAAUUUUCAGGGAGCUGGCGACCAUGAUAGUGGAGCAGGGGACCAUCUUGGAUCGAAUUGAUUAUAAUGUUGAACAAUCUUGUAUUAAAACAGAAGAGGGCUUACAGCAACUCCAGAAGGCUGAGCAACAUCAGAAGAAGAAUCGAAAGAUGCUGGUCAUUGUGAUCCUUUUUGUGAUAGUGGUGGUUCUCAUCAUCGUGUUAAUAGGAAUCAAAUCAAGAUCACCCAGCGAGGGCCAGCUUCAGCAUUACAAACAGCCUUCACAGCAUUUCAACUACGUGAAGCAAAACAUGAACAAGGGUGUCUCAAGCUACAACACGGCUGGUUCCUCUGCAUUCCCUUCUUUUCUUUGCACUGCUGUAUAUAUUACAGCAAACUCUGGAUCUGAAUAAUGAGCUCUUUCCAAGCUUGUAAUCAAACUAUGUCAAAUGUAGAUCAUCUUAAAGCAAAAUCAUUUAGGACUUUAUGUGAAAGCAUUUCUUGCAGGUAUGUGUUUGGCUUUAUUGUACAUCUCACUUUAAAGUUGUCUGUGAGUUUGACAGCAUAGCAAUCAAUGAAUUGGAAAGUGGAGAGGAAGAGAGCAUAGAGGGGUGUGGAUACAGUAAAUCCUUAAGAGUAUGAUGACACAGAUGGUGCUGAGUUAAGUGCCCACUAUCUGGAAAUGCUCAGCCAACUUAGAAAAGACAGCAAGGCAAGUUUGAAGAUCCAGCGCUGUGCUUGAGGCUAGCUUCAGUAUUCUUGGCAGCAAGUAGAGUUUGGAAGAACCAGGGAAGUAUAAGAUGGAUAACUACGGUGAGCUAAGUAAAAGUCAUGGCAAGGACAGAAAAUUCUUGCAGAGCCAUGUCAAAGGUAAAGACCUGCAACUUACUGGAACUGAUCUAGCUGUGCACCACUGCAAAAACCAAACAAAAUGGAGUUUAACCCAAGGGAUUAUCAACAUGGGGUUGAAUGCCUAGACUCUGUGAUGGCGAGCAUCUGGCUGCUCCCUGCAGCUCUUUCAGAAGGCAGUUUAGACUAAAGCUGAAUAUUGAACUUCCAUGUAGAGAGAACAUGAUGUUCAUUGUGCAUAGAAGUAUGUUGAUAUAAUAGGACUGGCAGUCCUGUAUUAAUCAAGGAAGGUGAUUUAUUUAAUUCGUGGACUUUUAUUAAUACUUCCAUCAUGUAGACUAUAAACCAAUUGAUGUUUUGCAGAAAGCCUUGACUGUUCUGCAGUGAAAGUUCUUUUUACUUUUGCAUUAAUGGUAUUAAUGAAUUAUUCUGCUGUUAUGUUAAUCAUGCUUUUUUCAUAACAUUUCCUGCUAGUAUAAAUAAGCAUUUCACUUUUUUCUUCUCAUUAUCCCAAAAUGGAGAUAUGUUUUUUUUCUGCUUUUGAAAGCUGAUGUGGCAGUGUUCCUGUUUGUGAGCCUCGAACACAACAGGCUGCAUGUGAUGAUUUUGAUUGUUUUGUUUUACUGGGGCAUAUUCAUCUUGUUUCCAAAUAACAAAAUGUGCUGAAUGUAUUAUUUUUAGUAUCUAUCUCAGAUACUAAAACCUCUGUGGCAGUCUAUUUGCUCAGAUAGAGUGCGUAUUUUAAUACAUGUACUGCUGGGCAGGUUGUGUCUUGGGGUACAAUAACUACAAGCCUGUCCUAAGUGGUGGAGGUAACUAAAAUAAACUGAUUGCUGUAAUACAGUUGUUCAACGUCUAUUUUACGCUAUUCGGUAACAGCUUCAGAGGUAUAAUCAGGUUUCAGUGAACAACUGAGAUUUGUGAAGGAAUUUGGAUAGAUGGAAACGGAUUCAAGGUCCCUCAAGUAAGGAAAUUGCUUCUGAAUUAGUAUUUGAACGUAAGAAUUUUAUAUUAUAAGCUGUGGUGUUGUUAGGCCAUUGAAUGCACUACGUACUAGGGUUGAUAGAAAAUCAGCUAUUAAGAAUAGAUUAGAUAGGUGGAGGAAAGAAAGAAAUCAAUGUAGUGACACAAUGAAAUAUAUCGAUAAACAAGGCUAACUGAGCUGAUCUGUUAGCAUGCACUUCACAAGAAGAUAAACAGCCUGUUAUUUUUUUUAUAUUUUACAUGAUGUGGAGAAGUAAAUGAUUGUGGAAGAUGUUGCACAGAGACAUACAGUGAAUAAAGCUUCAGCAUAAAUAAAAUACUGCAGAUGCCGGAUACUUGAAAUAAAAAGCUAGUGAAACUGAGCAGCUCCAGAGAGAGGGAAAUGGUUACUUUUCUUGAGUCAGUAUCCCAAGAAAGUUCACCAAACUGAAAUGGUCACUCCACAGAUACUGCCCCAGCUCUCUGUGCUUUCAGCUUUCAUUUUUGAGAUUACAACGAUAAGGUUUAAGGAAGGCAUUAGUGUUGAAAUGAUGAUUCAGAUUUCAGUAAAUCUCCAUUCCUGGUUUCCCCUAAUGUUCUGUUCUCCUGAAAAUAAUGAAACCUUACAUAAUUUCAAUGUACUGUAUCACAGUUUUAAAACAAAAUUCCUUUAAUAUUUCAGGAUAACAAUGUAAAUGGAAAACAAGAGUUUUGCCUAAAGGUUCUUGUUUUGAUCCAUUCAGAUUCAGAGACAACAUUAAGCAGCUGUUCAGCUUUAUGCUUUCAGAGUGUGAGCGGAAUUAUAGUUACAGACAGAAGUUUUCAUUGCUUCCAAAUCAUAUUAGAAAGGCUGCACUUGGAUGGGUUUUAGUCCUGUAAAUGAAAACUCAGUAACAUUCAGUAUGGUAGUUUGAUCAACACCUUAUCCACCAACAUAAAUAUUCACUACCUUCACAACUGUAUACUGUGGCCACUAUAAAAAGUACCCUCUAUAAAAUGUAUCAAUUCGCUAGGCUGCCUUGGGUAGAACUUCGCAAACACGAGGAAAUCUGCAGAUGCCAGAAAUUCAAGCAACACACACAAAAUGCUGGUGGAAUGCAGCAGACCAGGCAGCAUCCAUAGGAAGAAGCAAAUCUCUUACUAUCACUUCUUUUAGUUAGUCUUGACGAAGGGUCUUGGCCUGAAACGUCAACUGUGCUUCUUCCUAUGGAUGCUGCCUGGCCUGCGUUCCACCAGUAUUGUGUGUGUGUGUGUGUGUGUGUGUGUGUUGCUUGGGUAGAAUUUUCCAGAUUUGCAACCUCCAUCACUUAGCGGAUGCAUGAGAAAGCCUGCACCUUCGGUUUCCCCUUCAGGGGGCACACCAUUUUGAUUUAAACAUGCAUAUCAACAUCCCAUCUUCAUAUCUGGAUCAAAAUCUUAGGGACCUUAACAGUAUUGUGAGAGCACCUGGGCUUGCAAAAGGUGGUCCGUCCUCAAUAUCUUCUCCAGUAAAACCAGGAGUGGCUAAUAAAUACCAAUUUUUUUUUGCCAUUAACCCCCUUAUCACUGUGAGAUGGAACUGGGCACAAUCUCAGUCCUGAUUUGGACACAAGACAAAUUGCAUAUUGAAAAUAGUUGGAUUUAGUAGAAUUAGAUGGUGGUAGUUGGUCAUAGAAUAUAGAACAUAGAAUAGUACAGCACAGUACAGGCCCUUCGGCCCACAAUGUUGUGCUGACCCUUAAACCCUGCCUCCCAUAUAACCCCCACCUUAAAUUCCUCCAUGUACCUGUCUAGUAGUUUCUUAAAUUUCACUAGUGUAUCUGUCUCCACCACUGACUCAGGCAGUGCAUUCCACGCACCAACCACUCUCUGAGUAAAAAAAAAACCUUCCUCUAAUAUCCCCCUUGAACUUCCCACCCCUAAGCUUAAAGCCAUGUCCUCUUGUAUUGAGCAGUGGUGCCCCGGGGAAGAGGCACUGGCUGUCCUCUCUAUCUAUUCCUCUGAAUAUCUUGUAUACCUCUAUCAUGUCUCCUCUCAUCCUCCUUCUCUCCAAAGAGUAAAGCCCUAGCUCCCUUAAUUUCUGAUCAUAAUGCAGCGUAGUCCAUGAGUAACUACACCUGGAUUCUUGAGAAGAAAUGAUCUGAUGAUUUCAAAGGCUAUCUUUUCCCUCACGCUUUAUAUUAUUAGAGUACCUGAUGUGAAAGACCAGAAAAUUACAAAGUAGUUCCAAUUAGUGUAAAUAAGUAAGAAAAUGUGGUUGUACGUAGUUCCCACUUGGUUGCUACAACAUUACCCCCAAGGUGCUGUAUAUUUGACUAGGGAAUUUUGAAAUGUGCCCAUGAAUACACAUUACUCUUAAUAGAGCUCAGAAAUGAACUGAUAGAACAGGACUGAAUGUAAUUUGGAGUGAACAGACACACUGAGAGGAUGGAUUAUGUAAAGUUCUGGAUAACAAUUCUCUUGUUGAAAAUGUAUAAUAGAACAAAAUUAGAUUGAUGCUCUGGAGUUUUGCGUGAUUGCCCUGUAGAGACUUGUUUUGCAUUAAGACUUUCUUCCAGAUUAAAUAGCUUGGAUAAAACAGAUAAAAGAGAUUGGAGGUGCUGGAUGGGAGGGUUGGCCUUGAUGAAUUAAGUGUUUUACUUCUGUUGCAAGUAUGUGGGAGAGUAAGGUCACCAUUCUGUUGGACUCUGCAACAUUAGGUAAACUUCCCAAACCCCAUGUCACCAGGAACCAUGGUUGGGAAGCUGAGCUGCAUUUCUUCUCAAGUGAUAUGAAAUGUAUGAAUACUUAAAGAGGAUUUUGUAGAAGAAUGAAAGCCAAGUAAUAUACAAGGGGGCUCGUGUAGAGGAUCUACUUACUUUCUACAUCAGAGGUUCCCAACUUGGGGUCCACGGAUCCCAUGCUUAAUCGUAGUGAUCCAUGGUAUAAAAAAGGUUACAUGUUCAUAAUAUUAUUACUAGUAAGAAGAAAGUAAAGCCAUUUGAGGGAUUUGUCAGGGGCCAUGAUGAAAUCACAUUAAACAUUUCUAUUUUUUCACUGCUCUGUGUCACGGCCAGUGAAGCGAAGCUAUGAAGGAGAUACAAAAUUAAUAAUAUCCAAUAAAGGGAAGGGUACUAGUGCCAGGCUCUUUGCAGUUCUUGAAGCAGCUGGUUACUUCCCUCUGCUACAAGCUCUUUCAGCACCUUACCCCGUCUCCAUCCUCGUCCUCUGCCCUGGAUCUUUUCAUCUCUAAUUGCUGAUGAGAUUAACCAGCUCAACUUCAGCACUCCUCACUCCUCCUGGAAACUUAGUCCCUCUGAAUGCACUGCUGCCCAAUCUCUGCACCAAUCCCAACCUUACUAUCAAACCCAUAGGCAAAGGGGGUGCUAUUGUAAUGUGACGGACUGACCUAUACCUUGCUGAGGCCAGGCAGUAGCUCUCAAACACCUCCUCUUACCUGCCCCUUGAAGAUGACUCCAUCUGGGUAUUAGAAAAUUGUCUCCGACACCAUCAUUAACCUCAUCACCUCUAGAGAACUCCCAUCACUGCCACCAAACUCAUAGUUCCCUUAUCCUACACUGCUCACUUUUACCUCCUACCUAAGAUCCACAAACCUGAAUGCCUGGGUAGACCCAUUGUCUCUGCCUACUACUGCCCCACUGAGCUCAUGUCCUCAUACCUCAACUCCAUUCUAUCCCCCUUGGUUCAGUCACUUCCCAUUAAUAUUCAUGACAGUUCAUAUGCUCUCAGUCAUUCUCAAUAACUUAAAAUUCCCUGGCCCUGACUGCAUCAUUUUCACUAUGGAUGUCCAGUCCAUAUGAACCUCUAUCCCCCAUCACGAAGGCCUUGAAGUUCUCUGCUUCUUUCUCAACAAAAGAACCAAACAGUUCACCACCACCACCACCCUCCUCCAUCUGGCAGAACUGGACCUCACCCUCAACAAUUUCUUCUUUGAUUCCUCCAACUUUCUCCAGAGUCAGGGUGGCCAUUGGCACCUACAUGGUCCCCAGCUAUGUCUGCUUUUUCGUUGGCUACGUAGAACAAUCCAUGUUCCAAGCCUUCCUGGGUAAUGCUCCUGAACUCUUCCUUUGCAACAUUGUUAACUGCACUGGUGCUGCUUCAUGCACCCAUGCCAAGCGUCUCAAUUUAAUUAACUUUGCCUUCAACUUCCACCCUGUCCUUAAAUUCACUUGGUCCAUUUCUGACACCUCCUUCCCCUUUCCCGAUCUCUGGAAACAAAUCUACCAACAUCUUUUAUAAACCUACUGAUUCCCACGGCUAUCUCUUCGUACUGUCUCCUGUAAAAAUGCUAUUUCCUUUUCUCAGUUUCUUCGUCUCUGCCACAUCUGAACCUAGAAUGUUCCUUGGCUUUCCUUUUCAGAACAUCAGAGAUGCCCUCCUUCAAAGAACGGGGUUUUCCUUCCUCCAACAUUGAUGCUGCCCUCACCCGCAUCUCUUCCAUUUCCUGGAUAUCCGCACUCACCUCAUCUUCUCACCACCGUAACAGGAAUAGAGUUCCUCUUGUCCUAACCUACCACCCCAUGAGCCUCGGCACUCAACGUACCAUUCUCUGCAACUUCUGCCAUCUCCAAAGGGAUCCUACCCCAAACACAUCUUUACCUUCCCUCUCACUCUCCACUUUCUACAGGGAUUGCUUCCUCUGCGAUUCCCUUGCCCAUUCAUCCCUCUCCACUAAUCUCCCUCCUGGCACUUAAUAACGUCUACACCUGGUAGCACAAAGUGCCACACCUGCCCACUUACCUCCUCCCUCACCUCCACUUAGGGCCUCAAACAGUCCUUCCAGGUGAAGCAACACUUCACCUGCCAAUCUGUAGGGGUUGUCUAUUGCUCUUGACGUGGCUUCCUCUCUGUGUUUGUGAGAUUUGACGUAAAUUGGAGAACUGCUUUGUCGAGGGCUUCCACUCCAUCCGCCAAAAGCGUUAUUUCCUGGUGGCCAACCAUAGUAAUUCCUAUUCCCAUUCCUGUCCGACAUGUUUGCCACAAUGAGGCCACUCUCAGGGUUGAGGAGCAACAUCCUGUACUCUGUCUGGGUAGCCGCCAACCUGAUGGUAUGAACGUCAAUUUCUCCUGGUAAUUUUUUUUCCCCUCUCCUUCCCUCUUCUAUUCCUGACUCUGGCAUCUUGCCUCUCUUCAUCUACACAUCACCUCUCCCUGGUGCCCCUUUCUCCCAUGAGCCACUCUCUUAUCAGAUUCCUUCCUCUCCAGCCCUUUACCUUUCCCACCCACCUGGCUUCACCUAUCACCUUCUAGCUGGUCCUCUUCCCCCUCCCCUUUUUAUUCUGGCAUCUUCUCCCUUCUUUUCCAGCCCUGAAGAAGGGUCUCUGCCUGAAACGUCAACUGUUACUGAUUACCAUAGAUGCUGCCUGACCUGCUGAGUUCCUCCAGUAGCUUUCAGUUCUCCAGGUCAGUCUGUAGUUUGCCAGUGCACGUCAGUGGAGUAAAUAAUGCUACUAUGAUGUCACAGCUUUACGCACUGCUCAUUAGCCUAACGUGUACUUCCUGAUGUAACCUGAAGAAAAAAGGGAGCUGAAGUUGAAUCUUAUUUUGCUUUUGGUUUUAUUCUAAAAUUACUACUUGACUAAACAGAUUGUAUUGAAAAACAUCAUAAACUAUGAAUUAAUUUAUAAAUUCAUUGUUAGUUGUCUAGUUGUGUGUUUAAUAACCAGCUCAAGGUUGUUAAUGUUUCAUUUGGGUGUAAUGACAGUUUAAGCUAUCCUUGUGCUUGGUUUGUGAAGGUGUUAACAUACUACAUGGCAUUGCCUGUGCUGUAAAUUUUUUUUAAUAUCUUCAGGAGUAGGAGCGAUUGAAAGAUUUCUUUUACAGUAUGGAAACUGAAAAUCAUUGACCAUAAUGCCAUCUUUAUAACAACCAUUUCAUAUUUUAAGUUCCUACACCCCCAGCUGGGAGAUUGGUCAAAACGACUGACAUCUUAAUGAAUCUGGAUUAUUUGGGGAGAUGUGGGAACAGGCAUGAGAUCACACCUCAGACUGUGUACAUUGUGGUCUUGUAUUGGUCACUCAUAUUUCUUAUGUGCAGCAUCAAAUGGAUAAGAAGGGAACCUCAAUAACUGAUCUUGUAUUCUCAAGACAGACUCCUGAAAAAUUAAUCAUGGUAGAGCAAAGUUUUACUUGUAGCAUAUCUCUAAAAGGCAGCUGUAUCAGUAGUGUUUUUGGUGGGUGAAGCAUUGCCUGCUGUUACAGUGUAUCAUGUGUAAUCUAUUUAUAUUUGUAAAGCCUUGAAAUUCGUCUUAAAACUGAAAGAUAUAUAUGUGUGUACUUUUGCUUUUUUUUGUAAUCUAUGUAUACCAAUAAAUUUUUUUAA